AUGGAACUCGUUCUCAAUCGCGUGGAUUACGCUCAGGUUGAUAUAACUUCACCGAAAUGCACUCGUCUGCUGCCCCCGACCGAGGCCAAGGGGAUCCAGAAGGUUGUAGUCGGCAACCACAAAGGCGUACUUCACUGUUUCUCGAUGAAAAAGGUUGACGUGCAAACAACUUUUAAAACCCUCCCCUGUUCCGGUAAAAUCAAACACGUGGAUCUCGCCGGGCCGGUUGGAUCCGCGCAGGAUAAGAUAUUCAUUGCGAUCGGCAGCGAGAUACAAGGCUUCACGAAGAAGGGGAAACAGUUCCUCAAAUUCGAAACCAAUCUCACAGAAGAGGUGAAGGCCAUUGCUGUCAACGGGAACGAUCUGAUGAUCUGCACCGAAUUCAUCUACACCCAUUAUUUCGAUUGCAAAGAGAAGCAUUCCUUCGUGUGCUCCGACGUCAUCAAUGACGUGGUCGUGAUCCGCAGGGAUCAGAACACUCUGCUGGGUGCUCUCGCGUGUCAGGAUCGUCUGAUCAGGAUUUUGAAGGAUGAAGAUUGCAUAUGCGAGAUAGAGUGUCUCGGUCCUCCUUUCACCCUCCUCCACUGCAUAACCGAGAAUGAAAGCGAUGAGAUGAAACCCUCAAUCGAGCUAAUUUACGGGACGACCGACGGAAAUAUCGCUGCGGUCAACAUCGACAACCUCAGCGAGCCACGUCCGGAAUGGGCUAUCCUUGACGAGACUAAACCCGGAGGUGUAACUUGCCUUGAUAUCUACGAUCUGAAUGGUGACGGAACGCGUGACUUGAUCAUCGGUCGAAACGAUGGGAACGUCGAAGUUUUCUACUUCAACGAUGAAGACCAACCAGUCAAACGAUUCUCCUACACUUGUAAUGAAGGCAUCACUUCCGUCAUCGGGGGAAUCGUGGGCAGCCCAGGAUACGAGGAAAUUCUGGUUACCACAUACAACGGCUGGAUAUUCGGAUUGACCACUGAGAACAAGGACAAGCGUAUCGAUCCAAACUACAUACUCAUAUCCCAAGAGUCUGCCCAGAAAAUCGUCUCUCUGAGGGAAGAAGUCGACGAACUCAAUCGGAAAGUGGCGAGAAUGAAGGACGCUUAUCGCUCCCUGUCUCUGCAGCCCGAGAAAACGGUCUCAGCGGUGCCAACGCUCUCGGUCAGUGAGUCGUUCGUCCUCAACCACGUCGAUGCGUCCUAUCUGCUGUCAGUUGAGAUGCAGAUGCCCAUCGAGUUCAUUCUGAUCCAAUGCGAUGCGCCAAUGGACGUCUUGGACUCCGACAAAAAUACUUCCGUCGUAAGCUUCAGUCCAUGUACCCCGGAGAGCGGAAACUUCCUGCUUGCAACGAUGAGGUGUCAGGCAGACACGACCAGGAUCGAGCUGAAAGUUCGCUCCAUCGAAGGCCAGCCUGGUACUCUGAGGGUAUACGCAGCCCCGCGCCUCCAGCCGAAGUGCGCUCAGCUGUUGAAAUAUCCCGUGAAGCCGCUGUCCCUCCAUCGGAGAACGAACAAACAAGAUCUGGACAGGCCCCUCAAUACGUUGACUUUACGGGGCAACUUCUCCUUGGCGGAGAUCCAUGCGUGGGUUGCGGCCACUCUUCCCGAAGUUCCUCAGAAAUUGAUGUCGGACAAUGACGUCAAUUUAAAUUUCGUAUCUACGUUCCUAGACACUGUACUUUACUGCACUUAUAGGCGAAGCGAAGCAAUAUUCAAGUCGGACAAUAUAUCAACGAUGUCCAUAUUGAAAGAUUCUCUCACGAACGAAGGUACAAAGAAGAAGAUUCUCCUAGAUAUCUCUUGCGAUGUGAACGAGGAGAGUAUCAAACAUACGCUCAGCUUGAUAUAUCCCAAGUUGGAAUCUCAGCUCUUGCUCUCUCGUAAAAUCCAACUGAUCGAUGCUUUGAACGAGUUGAGAGUACACGAGGGGGAUGCAUCAUUCAUGCCACCCCAGUACGGGGAAAUUCUCGAGCAGGCCGCCCAGUUGCAAGCUGAGUUCAAGCGUCAACCGAAUCAUCUGGAAAGGCUCUAUGGCAUGAUAACCGAUCUCUUCCUCGAUGCUCACAAGUUCCGCGGAGUCAACGUCAAAAGCAGAGUAUCAGAUCUCAUGGCGCUUUUGGAAUCCGGAGAUUUCGAGGCGAUUUGCAAGAUGCAGAGCCUCUCGACGAUCUACGAAUACGUCGCCGAACACAAGCGGCCGUUCCCUGUUAGGAUGACGAUGCAUUUGCUCGGAAUCCACUCCUUGGAAACCGUGGAGAUGCAAUUCCGCAUGGAAGUCAUGUGCGAGACCCGUUGGAGCCUGCCUACAAGCACGCGGAAGCAGCUGCGAGAAGCACUUGAGCGCAAAGGCGUGAAUCCGGAAGCGGAAUAUGUUUACCUCUCGUCAGAUCUGGUCAUAGGUGACGAACCAUGGAAACCGGAUCUUUACUUCGUGCAGGCCUUGAAAGUGAGCACACCGUCAACCAAGGAGACCUCGCAAGUUUUCAUGGGCUUCGAUAAUUUGACCGAAAUAAUCCUUCAUCAACGGCUAUCGCUCGUCAUUUCUUGUCAGCUGGAUUUGAAACGCUACCCCUUCGAUUCGCAUAGAUGUUUGUUGCAUGUCAGGAGCUUUCUGCUCCCGGCCUCCCUUCUCGAAUUCAAACUCCUUUCGCCCAAGGUAGAGAUAAGCAGACGAGUUCGACGGCAGAUGAUCGGAUUCGAGUUUCAACUGCAUCUACAUGAAACACAGAUUAGCUACGGCGAAGAGCUGGGAGAGCCUUUCAAUGUUUGGUUGAUGGACUUUCGCAUCGAACGUGUACCAAUGCAUCAAAUAUUGACGUCAAUUCUGCCAUCUACCAUGCUGGUCGCUGUCGGUUUCUCCGUGCUCUUCAUGGACGCAAGUGCGACAGCUGAAAGGAUCUCGCUGAGCGUCAUCACUCUUCUGACACAAUACACUCAGCUCGCGAUCGUGAGGAGGACACUCCCACCGUGCUCAUACGUGACGAAUAAUGACGCGUACAUGUUCGCAUGUCUUAUCAUCAUUCUGCUGAUUGUGAUUGAAUGCGUCUUGCUCGACCACAUACACAAGAGAGAAAACGUGAAUAUCCGAUUCGGGCUGAUCGAACCGCUCGAUCAGGUACCGCGCUCAUGA
Galendromus occidentalis (western predatory mite) is the source of this 3123-nucleotide messenger RNA. Its product is annotated as Bardet-Biedl syndrome 7 protein. Gene Ontology annotation, biological process: cilium assembly; intracellular transport; monoatomic ion transport. Gene Ontology annotation, cellular component: neuron projection; axoneme; ciliary basal body. The coding region runs from base 1 to 3123 and encodes 1040 amino acids. The record is from RefSeq and is a predicted model, not a curated record. NCBI's taxonomy places the organism in Eukaryota, Metazoa, Arthropoda, Arachnida, Mesostigmata, Phytoseiidae. Gene Ontology annotation, molecular function: extracellular ligand-gated monoatomic ion channel activity; protein binding. The transcript has 22 exons.